AUGAACGCAGCAGCAGCAGCAGCUCCCGGAGGCUCCAAGGCAGCUCCUCCUAAGUUCAAGCAGAAGGAGACCAGGCAGUUCAAGAGCAAGGCUCCUAAAGCUGGACAGAAGGGGUUUGACAAUGAUGUACCGGGCAUGGACGGUCUUGGAGACUCUGCAGUCAUCUGCCCCUGGGAGGCGUUUGGAGACAUGGAGCUCAGUGAUCUGGCUCAGUUCGGCAUCGUCUAG
Molecule: messenger RNA, 228 nt
Organism: Stegastes partitus (bicolor damselfish)
Lineage: Eukaryota; Metazoa; Chordata; Actinopteri; Pomacentridae
Product: retinal cone rhodopsin-sensitive cGMP 3',5'-cyclic phosphodiesterase subunit gamma-like
Exons: 3
Coding region: 1-228 (75 amino acids)
Biological process (GO): positive regulation of epidermal growth factor receptor signaling pathway; positive regulation of G protein-coupled receptor signaling pathway; visual perception
Cellular component (GO): photoreceptor outer segment membrane
Molecular function (GO): 3',5'-cyclic-nucleotide phosphodiesterase activity; cGMP binding
Source: RefSeq, a predicted model, not a curated record